AGCGGCGACGACGUGUCGGUUCCAGCGGCCCUGGAAGAACGCCCAGAGCGCUGGUUGAAGGCGGAGGCUACGUGCCUCCGGGUGAAGCUGUCGUGGGUCCGGCCGGCCGAGCAGCGUGGGGCGGCGGCGGCGGAGAAGGCCUGGGCUGGGCGCGUUGGCGGCCGGAGUCCCAGCCAUGGCCGCGUCCGUGGAGCGGCUGCAGCUGCGGGUACAGGAACUGGAGGUGGAACUGGCCCAGGAGAGAAGUCGGCGGGCCCAAGGAGGCGGCCGCGCCCGCAUCGAGAAGAUGAGCCCGGAGGUGGUGGACUCCAACCCUUACAGCCGUCUGAUGGCCUUGAAACGAAUGGGAAUUGUAAAUGAUUAUGAGAAAAUUCGUACCUUUGCUGUAGCCAUAGUAGGUGUUGGUGGAGUUGGCAGUGUGACUGCUGAAAUGUUGGCAAGAUGUGGCAUUGGUAAGCUGCUACUUUUUGACUAUGACAAGGUGGAAUUAGCCAAUAUGAACAGACUUUUCUUCCAACCUCAUCAAGCAGGGUUAAGUAAAGUCCAAGCUGCAGAGUAUACUUUGAGGAAUAUUAAUCCUGAUGUUCUUUUUGAAGUACACAACUAUAAUAUCACCACAGUGGAAAACUUUCAACAUUUCAUGGAUAGAAUAAGUAAUGGUGGAUUAGAAGAGGGGAAGCCUGUUGACCUGGUUCUUAGCUGUGUGGACAAUUUUGAAGCUCGAAUGACAAUAAAUACAGCUUGUAAUGAACUUGGACAAACAUGGAUGGAAUCUGGAGUUAGUGAAAAUGCCGUUUCAGGACAUAUACAGCUCAUAAUUCCUGGAGAAUCUGCCUGUUUUGCGUGUGCACCACCGCUCGUCGUUGCUGCAAAUAUUGACGAGAAAACUCUGAAACGAGAAGGUGUUUGUGCAGCUAGUCUUCCUACCACGAUGGGAGUGGUGGCUGGAAUCUUGGUACAAAAUGUGUUAAAGUUUCUGUUAAAUUUUGGCACUGUGAGUUUUUACCUUGGAUACAAUGCGAUGCAAGACUUUUUCCCUACUAUGUCCAUGAAGCCAAACCCUCAGUGUGAUGACAGAAAUUGCAGGAAACAGCAAGGCGAAUAUCAGAAAAAGGUAGCAGCACUGCCCAAACAGGAGGUUGUUCAAGAAGAGGAAGAAAUAAUACAUGAAGAUAAUGAGUGGGGUAUUGAGCUGGUAUCUGAAGUUUCAGAAGAGGAACUAAAAAAUUCUUCAGGGCCAGUUCCUGAUUUACCCGAAGGAAUUACAGUGGCAUAUACAAUUCCAAAAAAGCAAGAAGAUUCUGUACCUGAGGUUACAGUGCAAGAUUCUGGUGAAAGCUUGGAAGAUCUCAUGACCAAGAUGAAGAAUAUGUAGAUAAGGAACCAACAUAUAUUUUAGUUCCUAGGUUUAAGCCUAUUCCUUUUCAGUUAAAAAAAAUAACUAAAAGAAGGGUUUGAAAAUUGCUAAAACAGUGGGCAAGUAGUACCAAUUGAUGUACCACCUUGACAAAUUGCUAUCCUCUUGAAAAGCACAUGACUUAUGUAUGACUGUUGUUUCGUGCCACCUCCAGCCAAAUCAGUGAUUCUUCUAAAAUUGGUGUUCCACUCUAGUAAGAAAAGUUCAAAGGAUUAUUGUCGGUGGUUGUGACUUUUUUUUUUUUUGGUUGUGACUUUUAUUGAAAACUUAGCCAUUAAAAUGUGUUGACUUGUUUUGCUUUUCUGGACCAGUCAGCUGUUAUAUUCAUUCCUUUUUCUAAAAAUUCCUGUCCUUUUUCUAAAAAUUCCUGGUGGUCUCUUAACUGAGGCUCAUGGACAAUAAAGCAGCAUAUGACCCUCACAUACAGAAAUAAGGUGAAAAAGUACAACCUAUUGAUCAGGCUAGCAAGCACCUAUUCACUGUGAUUGGACUUGCUCCUACAGGGAAUUGUCCAGGACCACUACCUGGACCCUAGUGAGUGAGAGACAGUCAGCCUGUGAGAAAAAAGCAUCUUCUCAAAUGCUUCCUGAAGAAGUGCACAUUGAAAUGUAGUCAUUGGAAACAUUCGUAAACUUGUGAGUCAUGUAUUUGAAACAAAGAGGGCCAGCAAAUAAAACUUUCCUUAUGGAGAGAGAGAGGCGCACUUCCAAGAAGGCCAAAUUUUAUGUUCAUUUUCACUGGUCAAGGAAAGGAACUGCUGCUUCUCUGAACAGGUAUCUGGAUUGCCUGUACUUUACUGAGGAGCCAGAGAUAAAUUUCUGGUACAGUCACCCCAAUUAUGUCCAUCACAGGCUACCUUUUGAAUAUUUUGCUUCAUUUGAAUUUGAUUUUCUAAGUAGUAAGAUAUGGUUAGGGAUUGUUCUGGGUGGUGGACAUAGCAGCAGAGGUCCAAAUUGCCUCUCUUUACAUGUCUCUCUUCACUGAAGGAGUAUUAUUUGCUUUGAUUGUGACCACUAAACUAUGAAGUAAUAAAUGUCAUCUUGGAGUUGCCUAUAAAUAAUGGAAGCUCAGAGAGCCUUGGGCAGCCCUGGUGGUAUGGUGGUACUUGUUGGGCUGCGAUCCACUUGGUCGGCAGUUUGAAACCACCAUGCCCUCCGCAGAAUGAUUGGGGUUGCUCUGAGUCAGCACUGACUUGAUGGCAGUGAGUUUGUUGAUUUUGAGAAAGCCUGACUGAAAUAAAUUCCUAAUGGUUUGGAUUUCAGAAAACUACAAAUGUAACCAUUAGCUAACUAGCCUGUUCUUUAUAUCAGUAUAUUAUUUUGAUUUGUUUUUGUUUUAAGAUACAAAUGUUUAAUGUUAGUGUAAAAGUACAUUACCUUCUUGUAAAAUGAAGUUCAAAAAGUGAACCUUAGAAAGCUCAAUGAUCAAAUAUGUUCAAUGUAUUCAUUUUAUGGGUUUAGGGUCAUUCUGUAGUUCUUAUGUUUACAAUGAAGUCAGGAAAGUGAAGAUCGUUCUACUCUGGAAGCUUAUUUAUGUUGUCUGGCUGGGUCAUUUACCAUUAAAACAAAACAAAACACAAA
Molecule: messenger RNA, 2997 nt
Organism: Echinops telfairi (small Madagascar hedgehog)
Lineage: Eukaryota; Metazoa; Chordata; Mammalia; Afrosoricida; Tenrecidae
Gene: UBA5
Product: ubiquitin like modifier activating enzyme 5
Exons: 12
Coding region: 176-1375 (399 amino acids)
Biological process (GO): protein ufmylation
Cellular component (GO): cytosol; cytoplasm
Molecular function (GO): UFM1 activating enzyme activity
Source: RefSeq, a predicted model, not a curated record